UCUACAUUUCUCAAUUGAUACCUAGUAUAAUCGAUGUGGCGUUUUGGGACUGGCUCGCGAGCAUCGUUUUUGAGGCUUCGUUUGCCUUCUCACAGAUGCGAAGCCAUCAGGCAGGCAGGGAGUUCCUCUCAUAAAUCUGCGCUUGGCGGUUGGGUUCCUGUUGUGGCUGUAGGAGGUGGAGCAAUAGGAGUUAUUAUAGGAACAUUUACUUUGGCUGCUGUAAAGCCAUCAUUCAGUGAGUUCCUUGAAAAGCAGUUUCCAGCACUAAAGUCUGUGCUAAGAACAAUACAGGAACAAACAGGCAGGUAUUCAAUAGGCAGUGCAUCAGAGAAUGCUGGUGGUAAAGAAAUGAGGCAAGAGGACACACCUGUUAAACGAUCUAAAGUCACUGGUUUCAAGGUUGUGCAACCUGCAGCUACUGUGCAACAUCAGGGAAACCAAACCCCACCGGAUGGUCUUGCUGGUGAUAUAAUUGAAGAAAUAGAUAGCACUGCUACAGAGCAUCAAAAUUCACAAGAAGUACAAGCAGAUAAAGUUGCUAACACUGUUGAGGGAGUUGCUAUUGAAACUGAACAGGCAAAUGGAAGUACCUUGUCUCUCACCGAAAAACCAGAACAAUGGCUGGAUGACGUUAGUGACACUUUAAAGGGUGUAUGUGUGCAAGUGGCUAAUGAAGCUGUUAGCCAACAGCACAUGCUUUGUGACAACAUUAAAGAGAUGACUGAGAUUAUUCGUUUAUUUUUGAGUGAUGCAGUAGGGGUAGAUAAUAAACAAAGAGACAGAGAUAUGAAAUUGAUGGAGAUUCAGAGCAAAGUGGAAGUGGCUAUGAAAGGUGCAGUAGAUGCCUUUCAACUGUUUGAAAAAUCAGUCAGUGAUCUGCAUCGUCAUUUGGACAUGCUAAGCAAUGCCAAGAAGCAAGAGGAAUCACUGACGAUAUCAGAGCUGAUUGCAAAACUGAAAUAUGAUGUUGAAAAGUCACAGAUUGAAGUGACAGAGGCUCAGGCUGACUUGGCACUCAAUCAAGACUAUCUCAUGUCUGUAGAGACAAGUAGACGGAAAUUGGAAUCUGAACUGGCAGAGCUAACACCUGUAGCUACUGAAGUUGAUGUUCCAACCUUGCUGCAAUAUGCUGACAAACGUCUAGAGAAACUACGUCAAGAAUUGGAGGAGCACAAACGGAUUGUUCAUGAGCAGGUUACAGCAGCUGUGCAACGACAAAAAAGAGUAGAUGCAGAAGUAGCAGAAAGCCAAUUGCAAGCUAAAAUUAACCUAAUCAAAUCAGAACACAAAUCUGAUAUUGAACGAGUGAUGAAUCAAGUUCAGCAAGACUAUCUAGUCAACAUGCAAGAACGACUGCACCAUCAAGCUUCAGUGUAUCAUGAACAUAUUGAUAGCAUACUCAAUGCUCAGAAGGAGAAACUAGAGAAACAAUUCCACACCCAGCUGAGACUCGAGAGGCAGCAUGAAUGUGCCAAACAACAAGCUGCUCUUGAUGUGACUGUUGCUAAGCUUCAUGGAGUUGAAUCUGUUAUUAAUGAUGUGGUUGAAGUGGAUAAGGCACAGUGCAACAGCAAGGAGUUCUAUCGUGCUUGUCAGCUGUUCUUGGAAGCAUUGGAUCGCAAGAAUGGAGAACACAGCAAGCCGUUGCAAAGUGAGGUGGAUAGAUUUAGGUCUCUCGAGAAUGCCGCCCUGUCUCAUCCUAUCAUACAAACAACCCUGGAGUCCAUCCCACAGAAAGCAUUACAAAAUGGCAUUCCACUAGAAGAUGCUCUACAUUGGAGAUUUGCUGCCAUGAAGAAAGCGUGUCAACGUGUUGCAUUGAUUGGUGAAGAUGGCGGUAAUGUUUUCCAGUACCUCCUAUCAUAUUUGCAUUCUUUCUUUCGGGUGGAAACUAGAAUCAACGUUAAUGAAGACAGUUUUUGUCCAGAAGACGGCACAGAUACGUUUCAUCUCCUGUCAUUAGCAGAGCACUUUGUUAGGCAUGGAAAUCUUGAAUUAGCUGCAAGGCUGGUCAACCAGCUUCAAGGAGAGCCUCAUCGACUUGCUGCAGACUGGCUAUCAGAUGUUCGACUGCUCUUAGAAACAAAGCAAGCAGUUAGCGUGUUGUGCUCAUACGCUUCAUUAUCAGAACUGUAGUGUGCUAGCAAUCAACAGAAAUAUUUUGUCUGGAAUGAUUCAAGAGAAAGGGGAUAUUAUUCUUUCUUCCAUUGUGUGUUUUCCUAUCAUUACUGCCAAUUGUUGGAUUCUGUCAUGCACAUUUAUCAUAGCAUCGAAAGUGCCUUUUGUUUAUUGAUGGUUCAAUGCCUGUGUGUACAUGCCAUGUGCAUGUGUGUUUGUGCACGCGCGUGCAUGUGUGUGUCAUAAUGUCCAAGAAAGUUACACACAA
Corticium candelabrum is the source of this 2386-nucleotide messenger RNA. Its product is annotated as MICOS complex subunit MIC60-like. Gene Ontology annotation, cellular component: MICOS complex. Gene Ontology annotation, biological process: cristae formation. The record is from RefSeq and is a predicted model, not a curated record. NCBI's taxonomy places the organism in Eukaryota, Metazoa, Porifera, Homoscleromorpha, Homosclerophorida, Plakinidae. Bases 34 to 2136 code for a protein of 700 amino acids. The transcript has 8 exons.